UAGAAGAAAUGAAGAAUGGUGAGUGUGAUUUAUCAUGUUGUUUCUCUCUUCUCAGGAGUUCACUCAUGGCAGCUGAUGUACGGCUGUGAGCUGGAUGAUGAUGGCACCAAACGAGGAUACUAUCAGUAUGGUUAUGAUGGAGAGGACUUUGUCAGUCUGGAUAAGAGCACCCUCACCUGGACUGCUGCUAAUCCUCAAGCUGUCAUUACCAAGAACAAAUGGGAGACUAAAGAAAGACAGUUUGCAGAAUACUGGUAAUGAUGUAUGGAUAUCUGGUGAAUUGAUUGGUUGAGUGGGUGUGUGAGUUUUUGGGAUGUGGGUCUGGAGAGAAAAGUCUCUCCUCAGGUGUCUCUGCUGCAGAAGUCUUCCUCGUCUUCAGUCAAAUGUCAUGCCACAGGUUUUUUCCCCAGUGGAGUAACAAUCUCCUGGCAGAAAAAUGGACAAGAGCAUCACGAGGAUGUGUAUCUUGGUGAACUUCUUCCAAAUGAGGACGGGACCUUUCAGAGGACGAGCACCAUCAGAGUUUCACCUGAUGAGCUGAAGAAGAACCAGUUCAGCUGUGUGGUGGAGCAUCAGGGCAAAACCAUCAGAAGCAUUCUGACAGAUGCUUCUGUCCCCAUCGGCAUCAUUCUUGGUGCUGUUGCUGGUGUCCUCCUGUUGAUUGUCACUGCUGUUGCUGGAUAUAAGAUCUAUCAGAGAAAGAAAGGCUUUAAACCUGUCAAUGCCUCUGAUGAUGGUUCAAACAGCUCAGCUCGUUCAGAUACAAAAGCAUAAAGAUGAGAUGUUGACCAGAUGAGUGCAAGAGAUGAAGUAAAAAUGAGCUUAUCCUGCUGUCCAUCUUGUUUAUAACACACAAACACACACUUUCUCUCACACAUAGGAUCAUAGAUUUCAGUGACAGGAUUGAUUUAUAUCAUGCUUCCAUAAUUAUAUAAUCAUACACUUUAUGUUCAUCUUUUGUUUUUCUUUAACUGGAUGAACUUGUUCAUUUUAGGAUGACAUGUUGAUCUCAGAACUUAAUUGUAAAAUGUAUAUGUUUCUCUUUGGUGACAAAACCAGAGAAAACUAAGAAUAUAGAGAGACUAUUUCUGUGGAAUAUAUGAAAUAAAUCAGGGGAAGGCUAAAAAGUCAUGGAAAACUAUCUUCUUCUG
Molecule: messenger RNA, 1151 nt
Organism: Cyprinus carpio (common carp)
Lineage: Eukaryota; Metazoa; Chordata; Actinopteri; Cypriniformes; Cyprinidae
Product: class I histocompatibility antigen, F10 alpha chain-like
Exons: 6
Biological process (GO): immune response
Cellular component (GO): external side of plasma membrane
Source: RefSeq, a predicted model, not a curated record